AUGGCGCCCAAGGAGACGACUCGGAUUCUGUCGGUCCGUAGACUGAACCAGGAGGGACCCGGAAAUAAGUCACUGGCCGAAUGGUGGGAUAGCGAGCGCAAUAGUAAAACACCCGAGGCCGCCGCGAUCGAAGAGGCCGCGGAGCUUCUGCGAACGAGCGAUAUCCCCGUGGCCUUCCCCACGGAGACGGUAUACGGACUCGGCGCGGACGCGACCCGCAGCGAUGCAGUGCAGGGGAUCUACCGGGCGAAGCAGAGGCCCUCGGACAACCCGUUGAUCAUCCACGUGGAUUCGUUGGAGAUGUUGGAGCGCGUGCUUAACCCCGUGCAGGCGAGCCCGACGCGCUUGACCAAGACCGCGAAGAACUCGAUCCCCGAAAUCUACCAUGCCCUCAUCGACCGGUUCUGGCCGGGUCCGUUGACUAUCUUGUUGCCGAACCCGUCGGGCUCGCCGCUCGCGAAGGAAGUCACCUCCCACUUGACGACGUUUGGCGUGCGCAUGCCCUCGUCGCCGCUGGCACGGUUGCUGAUCCACGUUACGGAUAGGCCGCUGGCCGCGCCGUCGGCUAAUGCGUCUACGAAGCCCUCCCCGACUAGUGCGGAGCAUGUGUGUCAUGACCUGGAGGGUCGGAUUGAGCUGAUUCUCGACGGCGGUGCCUGCGGUGUUGGGGUGGAGAGUACGGUGGUGGACGGGCUGUCGGAACCGCCUGCGAUCCUGAGACCGGGUGGAAUCGGCAUCGAGGAGCUCCGAACGUGUGCUGGGUGGGAGAAUGUGCAGAUUGGCUACAACGACGGGAGUCUGGAGGUCAAGGAGGUUCCCCGGGCGCCUGGCAUGAAGUACCGACACUACUCGCCCAAGGCGCGCGUGGUGCUUUUCGAACCCGACUCCGACGAGAAGGCCGUGUCCAAGCACAUCCGCAAGGACUUGGAAGAUACCGCGAUCGGUGCGCAUAUGAUUGGCAUCCUACGGACUCGCAACUGGAAGCAGGGACUGGGAUUACUGUCGGACGAGGAGAUCGAAAAGACGCUGAAGCCUAUCCCUUCCCUGGUCGACAACCUGGUAGGAUUCUCGGCCCCCGUGAACGACCGGAUCAACGGGUGUCUGGCCGCCAAGGAGACGUUUGACUGCCACCUGGGCGCGGACGUCGAGACGAUCGCGCGUCGACUGUUCUCUGCACUGCGGGCGAUGGACGAAAUGGAGGUCGAUGUCAUCUACGUAGAGGGGAUCUCGGAUCAGAGCGGUGAUCUGGCCGCUGCGGUCAUGAAUCGACUGCGCAAGGCCGCCGGCGCCGAAUUGAGAGUAUGA
This is a messenger RNA of Aspergillus melleus, 1305 nucleotides long. Its product is annotated as L-threonylcarbamoyladenylate synthase. The transcript has a single exon. Gene Ontology annotation, molecular function: nucleotidyltransferase activity; tRNA binding; double-stranded RNA binding. NCBI's taxonomy places the organism in Eukaryota, Fungi, Ascomycota, Eurotiomycetes, Eurotiales, Aspergillaceae. Bases 1 to 1305 code for a protein of 434 amino acids. Gene Ontology annotation, cellular component: cytoplasm. The record is from RefSeq and is a predicted model, not a curated record. Gene Ontology annotation, biological process: regulation of translational fidelity.